AUGUCCCGCGACUUCAGCAACGACACGGACCUCGAAGCCGCCACCAUUGUCGGCGGCGACGGGUCGGAGCGUGGCAUGUCGGCGGGCAAGGACGGCGGGAAGGAGGAGGAUGCCGAUGCCGAUCCUCAUGUCAUCACCUGGGACGGCCCCAACGACCCGGCGAACCCCAUGAACUGGACCAACGAGAAGAAGUGGACAAACAUUGGCGUCCUGUCUUUCCUCACCCUCGUUACUCCGCUUGGUUCGAGCAUGUUUGCACCGGGAAUCCCAAAGAUCCUGGCCGAGUUCCACGAAACUUCUAGUACAACCGCCACCUUCAUCCUGUCCAUCUAUAUUCUGGGGUUUGCCUUUGGUCCUCUCCUCGUCGCGCCGCUCUCCGAGGUGUACGGCCGCUCUCUGCUCUACAACCUAGGCAAUGUCUUCUUCCUCAUCUUCACCGUGUGCACGGCCCUCAGCAACAGCACGGGCAUGCUUCUAGUCUUCCGCUUCCUCAUGGGCCUCGCUGGCUCCGUCCCCAUCACCAUCGGCAGCGGCAGCAUCGCCGACGUCAUGCCCAUCGAGAUGCGCGGCCGAGCCAUGGCAGGCUGGGCCAUGGGCCCACUCCUCGGCCCCUGCAUUGGCCCCGUCGCCGGAGGCUACCUGAUCGCCGCCGCCGGCUGGCGGUGGGUGUUCUGGCUGAUCGCCAUCCUAGCCGGCAUCGUGGCCGUCGUGUCCUUCUUCACCUUGCAGGAGACGUACGCGCCCGUCAUCCUCGAGUGGAGGGUGGCCAAGCUGCGCAAGGAGACUGGAAACCCGAACCUCCGCAGCAUGUACGCCAACAGCCUGCACACCCCGGCCGAGAACCUCAAGCUCGCCAUCGUCCGGCCCCUCAAGCUGCUGUUCACCGUCCCCGUCGUCACCUUCAUGUCGCUCUACGUCGCCAUCACCUACGCCAUCCUCUACCUGCUGUUCACCACCUUCUCCUUUGUCUACCCAAAGACGUACGGCUUCGACGCGGGCACCAGCGGCCUGAGCUUCCUACCCGCCGGUCUAGGAAUGCUGUUUGGCGUCGUGGGAUUCGGCGCGCUCUCCGACAUUGUCGUCACUAGAAAGAUGGCCAAGGGCCACGAGCACAAGCCCGAGGUCCGAAUCCCGCCCAUCUUCACCGUCCCGGCCGGCCUCGCCCUCCCCAUCGGCCUGUUCAUCUACGGCUGGUCGACCAACUUUGCCGUGCACUGGAUCGUGGCCAUGCUGGGCGUGCUGCUCUUCAGCGCCGGCCUCAUGGGCGUCAUGAUGUGCGUGCAAAACUACCUGCUGGACGCCUACCCGCUGUACGCCGCGUCCGUCACGGCCGCGCUGGCCGUGUUGCGAUCGCUCGCCGGCGCCCUCCUGCCCCUCGGCGGCCUGCAAAUGUACAACGCCCUCGGCCUGGGCUGGGGCAACAGCCUGCUCGCCUUCGUGUCCCUCGCCCUCGUCCCCAUCCCCGUCUUCUUCUUCAUUUACGGCGAGAGGCUCCGCAAGAGGUCCCAGCCCGCUCUUUGA
Lasiosphaeria miniovina is the source of this 1521-nucleotide messenger RNA. Its product is annotated as major facilitator superfamily domain-containing protein. Gene Ontology annotation, molecular function: transmembrane transporter activity. Gene Ontology annotation, cellular component: plasma membrane. NCBI's taxonomy places the organism in Eukaryota, Fungi, Ascomycota, Sordariomycetes, Sordariales, Lasiosphaeriaceae. The transcript is spliced from 4 exons. Bases 1 to 1521 code for a protein of 506 amino acids. Gene Ontology annotation, biological process: transmembrane transport. The record is from RefSeq and is a predicted model, not a curated record.